Molecule: messenger RNA, 849 nt
Organism: Acanthocheilonema viteae
Lineage: Eukaryota; Metazoa; Nematoda; Chromadorea; Rhabditida; Onchocercidae
Source: the annotation of a GenBank genome assembly
AUGCGAUCGAAAGGUCGGUCUUCAGGUGCAGUCAGAAGGGAAAGGUCAGGGCGGUCAUUGGGAGAUAGUUCGGGUAGCCGACGGGAACGACUCAAUUACAGAAAGAGCAGCGGUCGCAGCAGCACUCCGAAGAAAACUACCAGUUAUUCCUCUAAAGUUGUACUCUCGAAGAAAGUGAUCCAUCGCUCGUCACCGUUGCGAAAAUCGAAACCGUCACCAGUUAACGAGCUUGACAUAUUAGCAUUAAGUCAAAAGGAGCAACAGUCGAAAUCAGCAAACCGAGGAAAAGAUGGCAUUCAAAAUCGUCCUGAAAGAAUACAAUAUCGCCAAUUUGCUGGCACAACGGAUAGGCGUGGAUUUUGGGGCUCAAGAAACAGAAUGGACCGUCGUCGCACUCCGAUGUAUCCGCUACGACGCGGCAUUGGAGGAGGCGACUUGGCCGAUCAACGUACACACAUCGGACGUAAUAGCCGGCAAUCUUAUCAGCGAGCUACUGAGCAAAAUAAAUCAAUGAACGAUGAAGAAAAGCCGGUGAUGAAUCUGUUUGACCCAUGUAAAGUUCCUACAGGACGUUCAUAUUUUACGCAUGAUGAUCGAGCUACAAAGCCUGCACGCGUAUCUCGAUCAAGAUAUUCCGCUUCUGGUGACAGUGGCUGGCAAUCGCUACCAGUUGGCUGGCGAAAUGUUCGAAAGGUACGGAAAAACGAUGAUACCCUUGACGAUAAUUAUGAAUCCUACCAUAAAAAGCGCUCUGAAAAAAAUCCAGCUGAUGAAGUAUGGAAACACGAUAUGUUUGAAAGCGAAGAAAAUGAAGGAGCUGAAAUUGCACAUGUUCAGAAUCAGUUAUAG